Molecule: messenger RNA, 4815 nt
Organism: Vitrella brassicaformis
Lineage: Eukaryota; Vitrellaceae
Source: the annotation of a GenBank genome assembly
CUGAAAUUGGUUCACCCACAUUGAUCGUCAUGACGGCGGUUGACGUCCCAUGCAGCACACACACGCACAUCCAAUCCACGCACACGCCGUGCCGUAAGUCCCCACAAGUCUUCCUUCUGUCAGAUAGAUGUCGGAACCAGAGAGAGACAAAUAGCAUCAUUCACCACCCAUGUCAGUCAUCGCACCGCAGCAGUCCCUUGUCGGUCGUCUCAUAUCUCAUCACGCUCAAAUGACAGACAGACUCACAUGACUGACACCCAUCCAUCGGCCACGAUUGCGCGCACACACCGAUUCCAUCCACCGACACAGCCCGGCAGCCAGCCACUUGGGGAGCCAGCAGAGAGCAGAGAGACAAGAGAGAGGUAUGAAAAGUAAGAACCGAUCCAUCCAUCCAUCCAUCCGUCAAUCGGUCGGUCGGUCGGUCGGUCUGUCGGUCUGUCGGUUGGUAUGCCUCUCUGCUUCGCAGACCGAUAGAUACCCGUCUGUGGUCAGGCCAGCCAGCCUGUGUGUGCCGGUCAAGCACGUACGUACGAAUUGCAGCUUCGCUGAGGCGCAGCGAAAUGCGUCCAUCCAGUCAGUCAGUCAUCUAGUCGUCACAUACACGCACAUUUACAGCCAGCCGGCCAGCCAUACAAACAGGCGGACAGGCAGGCAGUUAGACAUCUCAUGUGGAUCAUCCCGGCACACGCACCUCUGCUGCCUUACUUACUUACUCGGUGGGUGUCGGUGGAGCGGGUGAGUGAGGCAAAACAUGGUCGGUGGGAAAAAAGGAGGACAGGACAGCACACUAUAGGCAUGGUAGGCCUUCCUCCAGUCAUUAGUUAUGCAUUCUGCCCGGGGGGUAGAGGGGGAGGGGAGGGAAAGAGCACAAGAAAUGCAGUCAGUCAGUCAGUCAGUCGAGAAGCAGUAGUAGUAGUGUCGGCGAGCUCUAUGCUUCAUCGUCAUCUGUACAGUUUCGCACACCACACCUGUCUGUGCUGUGGACAGACAGACCAUCUGUCUGUCCUUGCUGUCCGUCUGGAGUUCUGUCUGUCUGCGUGGGCGGCUCGGCUCUGCAAUGCAUACGAAAAACACACACCACACGUCUCUUUCUCGUGCCUGUCUGUCUGUUUGGAAGCUAUACAUUGAAACAUACACGCACCCCCGCGCAUUGAGGGACGGACGGACGACACACACUGGCUGGCUGGCAUAUCAGACAGGCAAUCAGCCAGCCUCUCCUGUCCUCUUUUGCUACAAUCACAUACCACCAUCCCUCCUCGCUGGCUCGCUGGAUGGAUGGAUAAUCUCUAAACGCGUCCCUCCUCGCUCCUCUCGCUGCCGCUCUCUCGUUCUCUCUCUCUGAGUUAAAUCCACCCAUCUUGUUGUUUUAAAGCCCAUGACUGUCCGUCUGUCUGUCUGUCGAUGACCGACCGGCUCAUUCAAACCAACCAUCGCGUGAGUGACGUCGCAAAAGAAAUAAACCAGGCAAGGACGGCAUGCCACCACCCUCCCUCGCUCCAGCGAUUGAACCGGUCAAGGGAGGAUUCUGCCACGCCAUUUACGCAGGGCCGCCCUCUCACAAGAGACAGACAGGUUCAACAGAAGCCAAGCGACCAUGCGGCCAAAAGUGGGAUCAAGGGAGGCUCGUUGAGCCAAUGGGCGGCCAACACCCAAUCAUGAUGGUUUGGCGAUGAAGGGAUAUGGUGAUCUGGGGGGGAAUGGUUGUCCAUCGACGAGAUAGAUAGUGGUACGGUAGGUACGAGAGGAGUGAGUGAGUGAGUGAGUAGGGCCUACUUGCUUUCCUCCUUGGUUGGUUGGCUGCUCUGAUUAUCUGCCGGUUGGUUCUUCGUGUGCUGGUCGGAAAAACACACAUACAGCUGCACUGCAUGAUGCCAUCCAUGCAUCCAUCCAUCCAAUCAGCUGACGUGUGCAGGCAGGCAGGCAGGCAGAUAGGCAGAGAGAUAGAUGAGGAAGUAUGUGCGCAUCCAGCACCAAGAGCGAUCCAUCCUCAACCACACGAGGCAGGCCAGCCAGGUCGGGUGAAAGAAGAGAAAAUCGGAAGGGACUUACAUAAGACAGUCAUUUUGAGUCCGCCCGUCCGUACUCUCAUGCACUCACUGAGACAGACAUUCACCCAUGCGGGUCGGGUAUGGUAUGACACGAGCGACACGCCGGCAGGCAACGCACGUCCGUCAUCACGUCAGGUGUUCGCACCUCCCUGACGCACGCACGCACGAACGAACAAACGACCCAUUCCCUCAACCAUAAGCACUAGGUAGGACACCAUCAAUCGCCGACCAACCGACCACAACGCAUCCAUCAAGACUCAAAACCAGCGUAGCGUCUUUCGCUCCCUCCCUCCCUCCGACCCUCCGUCCGCCCCUCUGUCUGUCUGCCAGUCUGUUCAAUCUGUCUGUCUGUCUGUCUAUCUGCGUGUCCAUGGUGUGAUCAUCUUCCUGAUGAAAAAUUUGGAGAGUAGUCUGGCGAGGUCGAUGCUGAAGGCGGCACGGUCGGAGCUCUGCGGCGGGACCACCUGGAAGGGCUCCACGGACGACAGCUGGCAACGCGCCACCAGAGUUAUCUGCACACACACACACACACGCACGUGUGGAUGGUUAGAUGGCAUUCAUGAUGGGUGGGUGGUUUGGCGGCGUGCCCUGCCGCACCCACCUUGUUCUUGGCGAGGACGAGCGUGUCGAUUUCGACGUUGUCGCCCAUGUCGAGCGUCCAGCUCUCCAGCCGGACGUUGACCGCCACCUCCCACGGCGUCCCGACACCCAGAGUCACCACAGUGUCCCUACACACCGAUCAACACAGACAGCCACGUGUGUGCGUGUGCGCCUGACUGCCUUGGGCAGGUUAGGUAUGCAGCCUACCUACCUGAGGUAGACGACGUGUCCGUUGCUGGUGACGCCGACGCCGGUUCUGAUUCUGAAGGGGGUCAUAGUGUUGAGGACGGUGUGCGCGAUGCCCGUAAUGCAGAGCCGCCCGUCCUUGACCGUCACGUGCUCGAUCGUCACCAACAUCUGAAUGAAUGAACGCACAGUGUGUAGAAACAGAACAGGGACGAGAGGACGGCUGUGGUGUGGUGUGCUGCGUGUGCAAUGGAAUGGCAGUAUGGUAUGUGUGUGUGUGUGUGUGUUGUGUGUGCUACGGUACAUACCAGUUUGGGGAUGUUUCUGCCGUCCCAGGUGCCCUCCAUCUUUGAGAGCAGCUUGUUGGCAAGCUGGCGCAGCAGCCGAUUGAUAACUGACACACACACACGACGUAUAACAGACACACGACCUAUGCCCACUGGUCUGUCUGCUCUCGUAUGCUAUGCGUGCGUGCUGCACUCAACGCUCGGAUGCACACCACACAUGGCUUUAAUCUUACAGGGUGAGUCCUCCAGGUCUUCGCUCGUGAGAGUGUACGUCCCAAAGGUCUGUCACGCGAUACAGACAAUAAUCCCAUGUCGAUGUCCGUCUGCUGUGUGUGCGUCCCUCCCUUUGCAUCCCUUCUCCCUCUCUCACCUCGAAAGGCCCCCUCAAGAAUGUCUGUCGCCGCAAAAGCAAUGAACCCCACCGAAUCGCCAAUCUGAUCCAGACACACCAGACAGACAGGCAGGCAGGCACGCAUGAGGGGGGAGGGGAGUGGGUAGUCUGCUUGAGCUCUCACUCUCUGAUCUCGACUUCUGCGCCUCCCGAGAUACUGAGGGCCUGAAAGGCCAGCUUGCGGAACCUUAUACGAACCAAGGGAAAGAUGCCCCUGACAAUGAAUGUCACACAACACACACACGCACCGAGAGAAGAAGUGUGGCCACACCCCGCCCUGUGUAGUGCAGUGCACUCGUCCGUGUUUGGCUUGCUCACCUGAGGAGGUUCCGUCUUCUGAGCAGGUCGAUCUGUAUGGUCAGCCCCUUAGCAGACCGACAGCACCGCUGCAUUAUAUUCACAGCUAUCCACUGAACCAACCGUGACCCAACACUCCCAGAACCAGCAGCAGAAACAGGAGAGGCCGCAGCCGCAGCCGCAGCGGCAUCCACCACCCCAUAAUCGGCCGAUGAAGACCGCGCCACAGCAUUGGUCACACCGACUGCCGCCUGUGCGUCAGCCGGGACCGCGCGAAUGAUCCUGCUGCGGCGGCUGCCCGGCAGCCUCAGCAGCCGCCUCACGGCGCUCCACGCACGCCAUCGAGCCGCUGCUGCCGGCUGCAUGUUGGCGCCACUGACUGCGUCAGCUGUGGUGGCCUUGGCAGUGUGUGUGAGGGGUGAGGGGCUGGAGUAGGGGGCGCCCGUGGCGAAGGUGAGACGCUGACUCUGGGGGGGCGAGGAGGGCGAAGGGACGGCAGCAGGGGUGUGGGUGUGGGAGGGGUCGGGGCGCUGGGGUGGGUUGCUCGCCGGGGAUGAGGGCACCACAAAGGGCACAAAGGCCGACUGCACAGACCGGCGGUCGCGGGUGGGGAACCGCCGAGAGGCAGCAGUAGGCGGCCGGUGGUGGCGCGCGAGACGUGCGAGAGCCGCUCCAGUCGCACUGGCCCUCGGCUGUGCCAUCUUGAGGGCCAUUGCCACGUAGGACGAGUCGCAUAGCCAGAGAGCCCACAGAGUGGUGGCCAGAGCGGUCACCAGAUGACAGACGGAGGUGGCGACGCCUCCGAUCGCCACCAGCAGAUGGUGGCCACGCCCUCCUCCGCAGGGGAGGGGGAGCAGGACGGCAGCGAGAGCCAUGCGCCUCAGGCAACGACUGCACACAGGAUGAGGGCGAGAUGGACAGAAGAUAGAAGUGGAUCUAGCUCAGGGCGUCGGCUGCUGCAGGGGGGAUGAUCGCCUGGUCAUGUCCAGCCUUCAGUUGCUUUCCG